Messenger RNA from Acyrthosiphon pisum (pea aphid), 2039 nucleotides. RefSeq lists its product as uncharacterized. The record is from RefSeq and is a predicted model, not a curated record. Bases 342 to 1259 code for a protein of 305 amino acids. The transcript has 6 exons. Lineage: Eukaryota; Metazoa; Arthropoda; Insecta; Hemiptera; Aphididae.
CCUUGCAGUUUCAAUUUUGCAAGCUUGCAAUCGCGAUUAUAAUUAAUAACAAAUAAUAAAUAUACAAAUAACUUAUUAACCCCUUUUUGGUUAAUAACAAUUAGCUACUUAACGGGUAAUAGUGGUAACACCAUUAUUCAUCAAUUAUUAAUUUUAUAAUUUAUAAUAAAUGCUCUGUGCUAUAACUGUACAUUAGAAUAAGACAUAAUUGAAAUUCUGAUGUUGUCAGUUAUAUUGAUGUGCCUACCUCAAAUAAUAAUAAGUAAUAGAUCUUAUUCGCUGUUAUAAUUGUGUGUCUGUGCUGCUGUUCCUUGUGGAGAACGUCUAAUUUCAGAAUCAGGAUGGAUAAAAAGAAAAUUAAGUUAUCAAAUACAGGUACAAUGCAAAAAAAACCUACUAUUAGGUCCAAUACAAGUAACACUAGUAUGACUCCAAAUAAUAAUACACCAAAAAAUGUGAAUCAUCGUUCCAUAAGUAAUCUUAGUACUCUAAAAGAUAGUGAUGCUGUUAGACGACUCAAAAGCACCAACGUUACCUUAGAAAGAAAUGGCAGUAUGCCAAAUUUAAGCGCAACUGGUAAUAGAUUACAAUUGGAUAAAACUACCAAGCUAAGAUUUGCAUAUGACAAGUAUCUCAGCAGCUUGGAAGCAAAAUAUGUGUUUCAGCAGAUUGAAAAAAAUAUAUCUUCAAAUGUCAAUGAACAAAAAAAGGUUUUUAGGGAUGAAUUUGUUAUUCUCAAAGAUCAAAUAGUAACUUUAAGUAACGAAUUAGAAAAGAUAAAUGGAUUAAAAACUGAAAAAAAAUUAAUUGAUCAAAAAAUUGAAGCACUUGAAAUGAUCAAUAAAGCUCUUGUAUUUAAUGAUUCUGAUGAAGAAAUUAUGACAUUGUUCUCUAGUACGGCAUCCAAAGUUGUUUUAAAGAAUUUUAAGCAAUUGGAUGAAACUGACCUAAAUGCUGUUAAGAUUCUAUUGAAUGAAAUUAUAGAGCCAUUGAAACUACUUGAUUAUGAAAAUAAAAUUAAUGUACGGAUUCAAUUAAAAGAUUCUUUGAUUAAAGUCGCAAUGUUAACUAAAGAAUUAGACACAUUAAAAUUGAAGUGUGAAAAGUUAUUUGAUGAACAAGAUAGUUUGCUGAAUUAUAAUAAAUCACUCAAAAUAUUAAAAGCUCAAUUUGGAGAAAAUCCAGACCCAAAUUUACUGCCAUCAAAAAGUAACUUAGUGGAAGAAGUUGAAAAUAUGUUAGAUGAAAUGGAAUGGUAAAAUGGUUUAUUUUUUACUAAAAAUAUAAAAAUUAAAAAUCAAAUAUAUUUUUUAUUUAAGUUUUUUUUUAAUGUUCUUGUUUUUUGUCGUCAAAAAUUACUUUUUAUUAUACAAUUUAUUAUUUGUGAUUUUGAAUUAUAAAAUACUUCAGAAUAUAUCUAUCUAUUAAAUUACUAAUAAAGAAUUUAUUUAUUCUAUUUAAUAUUAAUUAUUUUAUUUUAAACAUUUUACGGAUAUUGAUCCAAAUACAAAUUGUGUUCAUUCAGUGUUGUAAAGUACUUGAGUAAAAGUAUUUAAAUUCUGUUUAAGUAAUCAAUUACUUAUUUUAAAUACUUUUGAAAAAAUAACUUAAACAAAGUAUUUUAAAUACUUUCUCGAAGUAUGUGUAUUUAAUAUCAAAUACUUUAAUUAUUCUUUUUAAUUUAAAUAUUUUCUAUUUUAAUUUUGAUCAUGUAAAAUGAAAAUAAAAAUUGAGAAUGUGUAAAAUAAUAUAUAUUUUUAUUGUGAAUUUUGCUCAACUGAGAAUAAAUACUUUGACAAAAGAAACCGUUAUUAAAGUUUUACAUGUGGGAUUAUUUGUAUUAUCUAUUAUCAUCAGAUUUACUAUUAUAUUUAUAUUUACUAUUAGUCUUAUAAUCUAUUGUAUUGUAUUAAGUUGUUACUAUUGUUGUAGUCACAAUAAUACAGUCCAGUCAGUAGUGAGUGGACCGUGAUCGUGAUUUUACCGAGUAGGUUAAGCCGUUAAGUUGUUACAGUAAUACAGAAUUCUUUAAUACUUGA